Cladophialophora yegresii CBS 114405 is the source of this 1722-nucleotide messenger RNA. RefSeq lists its product as uncharacterized. Gene Ontology annotation, molecular function: flavin adenine dinucleotide binding; N,N-dimethylaniline monooxygenase activity; NADP binding. Lineage: Eukaryota; Fungi; Ascomycota; Eurotiomycetes; Chaetothyriales; Herpotrichiellaceae. Bases 1 to 1722 code for a protein of 573 amino acids. The record is from RefSeq and is a predicted model, not a curated record. The transcript has 3 exons.
AUGGGGGGCGACAUGCCGUGGCCUCAAGUGCCUGUGGGCAACAAAGAUCACACCGAGGCAGCCGUGGUUAUCAUUGGCGCCGGCAUCUCUGGCUUGUGUACAGCAAUCGACUUGAUCAAGAGGAACAAUUGCAGAAACUUCAUCAUUCUGGAAAAGAGUGGAGGUCUCGGGGGUACAUGGCGCGAUAACAAGUACCCGGGAUGCUGUUGUGAUGUAUGGUCGCACCUGUACAGUUUCUCUUUCGAGCAGAACCCGGAGUGGACGAGAGAGUAUCCUGGCCAAGAGGAAAUUUUGCAGUACCUUAUGGGAGUGGCCCAAAAAUACGAGCUAUACCGCUAUGUUCGCUUCAACACCGCUGUUGAAUCUGCGAAGUGGGACGACGCGGAGAAGAAGUGGAAGACAAAGGUAUCCGUGCAAGGCGCCAAAGAUGCAGAGUUUGGAAGCACAUACACAAUCACUUCAGACUUCCUCGUCUCCGCUGUUGGCCAAUUAAACGUGCCAAAGAUGCCUGAUAUUCCAGGCGUGGAUGAGUUUCGGGGGAAGAUGAUGCACAGUGCUCGUUGGGACUGGAGCUACGACAUACGAGGCAAGAAAGUCGCAAUCAUCGGCAAUGGAGCGACAGCUGCGCAAAUCAUACCUGAAAUUGCGAAAGAAGUUGGGCAUCUCACCAUUCACCAAAGGACACCAAAUUGGGUCAUUCCCCGUCUUGACUCUUCCAUUCCUCCUUGGAAACGGAAUCUGUACAAGUACAUGCCCUUGAUCCGACAUCGCAAACGUGCCGACAUGAUGGACUACCGGGAAAGCUUCCAUGCCGCCGUCUUCGACAACGCUUCCGCGACCGCGCAAUUCAUGGAGAAAGUGAGCAAAGAUCACAUGCGCGCACAACUCCCUGAUCGUCCUGAUUUGUGGGAGAAGCUGGAGCCAAAGUACUCGAUUGGAUGCAAGCGUGUCAUCAUCAGCGACGACUACUUCCCCGUGUUCCUUCGUGACAAUGUCCGGUUGGAAACGGGCAAGAUUGACAAGAUCACUGAGAAGGGCAUUGUUACUGAUGGCAAAGAGGAAGAGUACGAUGUCAUUGUGCUGGCCACAGGCUUUCGCACGGUGGAAUUCAUGCACCCUAUCGACAUCACUGGCAGCGCCGGCCGGACCCUCUCAAGCAUUUGGAAAGAAGGCGGGCAGGCACUUUACGGUGUCACCGUCGAGAGCUUGCCCAACUUCGGCAUGCUCUACGGACCGAACACGAACCUUGGUCACAACAGCAUUAUCCUGAUGAUCGAGGCGCAGAGCAAAUACAUCAAUGCCCUCAUCAAAGAAGUCAUCGAAGCCCGACGAAAGGGCCGCACCUUGGUGAUUCAGCCCAAGGUCAAGAGGAUUCAAGAAUUCAAUGACGAGAUUCAAUCGGAGCUGGAGAGAAGCAGUUUCGCCGAUCCCAACUGCAACAGCUGGUACAAAGUCAAAGAAAGCGGCAAGAUCACCAAUAACUGGAGCCGGACGGUGGUCGACUAUCAAAAGCUACUGAGUAGUGUGGACUGGUCAGACUAUGAUCUCUCCGGCAGCAGCGCAGAGAAGCUCGCCGGGCAAAAGCCGACGUACAUCGGGCGCGUCGUGGAAGAGUCGCAGGUUAGCUACAAGACCAUGGGCCUGGCUGCCCUGAGCUUUGCGGCUGUGGGUAUCGCCGCUGCUCUCCGACAGAAACAGGCGGGUAGACUGCGGUUUGGCUGA